Schistosoma intercalatum is the source of this 1005-nucleotide messenger RNA. The record is from the annotation of a GenBank genome assembly. NCBI's taxonomy places the organism in Eukaryota, Metazoa, Platyhelminthes, Trematoda, Strigeidida, Schistosomatidae.
AUGACCGGUAUGACGGUUCCAGUUUGUUCAAUGAACAGUACAGGUGAUAUUUAUCUAUUAAAUCAGGAUUUGAUUAAUGCAGCAAAUACUGCUAUAUAUUUAAAUACUCAAUUUAAUUCAAUGUAUUAUACAACAUUAAACAUGACAGAAUUAAAUGAUUUUCAAUCAAAUAAUUUACCAUUAUUAGAACAAUACAUUAAUGUACAUGGUACUACACAUAUGUCUUAUUGUUCACGUGUGACAAGUUUUAAAUCCAAUUUUUAUUUACGUAAUAUUUUACAAACUUAUGUACAACCCUUUGUAAUAUUCUUUACAAUUAUAACAAAUUGUUUAAUAUCAAUUGUAUUAAAUUAUCCAACAAUGCGUAAUUCAACCAAUAUUAUAUUAUUAGGUAUAGCUAUAUGUGAUUUAUUAACUGUAUUAUUACCAUUACCUGUAUAUUUAUGCUUUUUAACAAGUAAUAUAUUUUCUGAAAAUUUAACAAUAUUUAAAGGAUAUAGUGUCACUUAUUUAACUACAAUAUUACCAACUGUAUGUCAUACAUCAUCAAUAUGGUUAACUGUAUUAUUAGCAUUACAACGAUUUAUUUAUGUACAAUUUCCAUUAAAAGCAAAUCAGAUUUGUUUAUGUCAAUGGAGAUCAGUUCAAUUAUUAAUUAUUUUAACUGUAUUCGCUGGUUUAUUAUUACAAUUACCGCAUAUGAUUGUAAUGCAUUUUAUUAAUGCAUUAGAAUAUUGUCUUUUAUCAUCGAUAUCCUCAUCCUUACCACCACUACCACCAUCAUCAUCAUCAUCUUUACCACCAUCACCACCAUCAUCAUCAUCAUCGUCAUCCUCACCACCAUCAUUAUCAAUAUCAAAUUAUUUAUCUGAUUCACAAUUUAUUUCAUAUCUAUUUAAUACUACUGAUAAAAUAAAUCAUUAUAAUUAUAUAAGAUUUCAUAAAAUUAAUUUGAUGAAAUGUACACCAAUGAGUCAAACAAUAUUUUUUACAUUAUUAUAUUAA